Messenger RNA from Penicillium pulvis, 1446 nucleotides. Its product is annotated as ABC-F family ATP-binding cassette domain-containing protein. The record is from RefSeq and is a predicted model, not a curated record. The transcript is spliced from 2 exons. Bases 1 to 1446 code for a protein of 481 amino acids. Lineage: Eukaryota; Fungi; Ascomycota; Eurotiomycetes; Eurotiales; Aspergillaceae. Gene Ontology annotation, molecular function: ATP binding; ATP hydrolysis activity.
AUGGAGAAGGAAGCACGCCGAAUCCUUCUAGGACUGGGAUUCAAAGAAGAAACACUGGGAAAGAAGGUUUCCACCUUAUCAGGAGGAUGGCGAAUGCGUUGCAUGCUUGCCUCCGUCCUGAUUCAAAAACCUGACAUCAUGAUCCUUGAUGAACCGACCAACUUCCUUGACCUCCUCGGAGUAGUCUGGCUCGAGAACUACCUUCAACGUCUAAGCGAAAACUCGCAAACGACGAUCCUCCUCGUCUCCCACGACCGAGACUUCAUCAACGCCGUCUGUGAAGAGAUCGUGAUCCUACGAGAUCAAAAAUUGAACUAUUUCCGCGGGAACCUCGCCGCUUAUGAAGAAGACUUUGAGGCACAGAAACUAUACCUGGGACGCAUGAAGGAGGCACAAGAACGACAGAAAGCUCACAUGGAAGCCAGUAUCCGCGAAAAUAUGAAGAUAGGCAAGAAGACCAAUGACGAGAACAAACUCCGACAAGCCAAGUCGCGACAGAAGAAAGUUGAUGAUCGAAUGGGCCUUCAGGUUAGUGCUAGAGGAGGUCGAUUUAAAUUGAACCGGGACCUUGUUGGGUGGCAUGAACAUAACAGGGCAGAGAUUGAAGUACCGACGGAUGAGCGAGGCGCGACUAUGAGUCUGCCUGAUGCGACUGAGUUGCGGUUCCCUGGGCCACUGGUCUCUUUGGAGGGGAUUACAUUCAGAUACAAGAGUGACCGCGUCAUUCUUGACGAUAUUAAUUUGGUUGUUCAUAUUGGUGAUCGUGUUGGAAUAAUGGGUCUGAAUGGAUCGGGUAAGACCACGCUGAUUCGUGUGUUGACUGGGCAACUUGCUCCAUCCAAAGGCAAAGUGACGACCCAUUCCCGUCUGAAAGUAGGUUAUUACGGCCAGCACUCUGUGGAGGAACUUCAGGAACGUGGUCGGAGCCAGCCCAGUCUCACUGCACUUGGAUUAUUGAUGGCGGAAAUUGGUGACGCGCUGAAUGAGGGAGCCGUAAGAGGGCUCCUCUCGUCAAUGGGUCUGCAGGGUCGCACUGCGUCCGAUGUACCUGUGGCCAAAUUGUCCGGUGGACAGCUAGUUCGUCUUGCUCUAGCUCGGAUUAUAUGGAGCGCACCUCAGCUUCUCAUUCUCGAUGAGAUUACCACUCAUCUAGAUUUCCAUACCGUCACAGCACUCGCCACGGCUCUCUCAUCCUUUAAUGGAGCCAUCCUUCUCGUAUCCCACGACCGGUUUUUGAUUAGAUCUGUCAUUGAAGGAAAGAGGGAUACUGAUCAUAAACUAGCUGAUGAAUUUGAGGGGUUAGAAGAGGAAGAAACCGAAGAUAACACCACUAGACGCCGGUCCGUGUAUGUGGUUAAGACAGGCAAGUUGAACGAGCAAACAAGCGGAGUGGAACAAUUCGAGCGGAGUCUGGUCAAGCGAGUGCAAAAAAUGCUCGCAACUUAA